Messenger RNA from Ooceraea biroi (clonal raider ant), 3327 nucleotides. It is a transcript of the gene Dop1, whose product is annotated as dopamine receptor, D1. Gene Ontology annotation, molecular function: octopamine receptor activity. Gene Ontology annotation, biological process: positive regulation of MAPK cascade; adenylate cyclase-activating adrenergic receptor signaling pathway. Lineage: Eukaryota; Metazoa; Arthropoda; Insecta; Hymenoptera; Formicidae. The record is from RefSeq and is a predicted model, not a curated record. Gene Ontology annotation, cellular component: plasma membrane.
AGAAAGAGAAAGAGAAUGGCGCGCAGGGUGGUUGCACAAGAAUGGUGGAUGCUGAGGGCCGGCGGGGGCGGAUUCGGCCGGGGGUGCGCGCCGAAGAGAGCGCGCCGCUCGCUCUCCUCAGGACUCCUCGCGGGAGAGUCAGUGCGCGGCGAGGCGCGCCAGCUGCCGCACGUCAUGAUUCUACCCCAGAAUAAUCUGACAGACGGGGAAGAAGAUCUGCCUGAAGACGCUUUCUCGCUGCUGUCGGUGCUCCUAGUUGGAUUCCUUCUCGUGAUCCUGAUAUUUUUCUCCGUUGCUGGCAACGUCCUGGUCUGCGUGGCUAUUUAUACCGAUCGCGGACUACGGAGGAUCGGUAAUCUCUUCCUGGCCUCCCUGGCCGUCGCCGACCUCUUCGUCGGUGGGCUGGUGAUGACCUUUGCCGGAGUCAACGAUCUCCUUGGCUAUUGGAUCUUCGGACUAUGGUUCUGUGACAUCUGGAUCGCCUUCGAUGUUAUGUGCAGCACUGCCUCUAUCCUGAAUCUAUGCGCCAUUUCGCUCGACCGUUACAUACACAUCAAAGAUCCCCUCAGGUAUGGCCGGUGGGUGACGAGAAGAGUUGCCAUUGGUGGCAUCGCCGUUGUGUGGCUUCUAGCAGGACUCAUAUCUUUCGUACCGAUCAGUCUGGAUCUUCAUAGGAAUGAAGAUCAAGCCAAGAUCUAUAAUGAUGGAGUAGAGGAGCACCCUACGUGUGCCCUAGACAUUACACCCACUUACGCGGUGGUGUCUUCUUGCAUAUCUUUCUACGUACCCUGCAUCGUGAUGUUGGGUAUUUAUUGCAGGCUCUAUUGCUACGCGCAGAAACACGUGAAAAGUAUCCGGGCGGUGACGAAGCUGCCGGACACCUCUAUGGCCAAGAGUUUUCGCUCGAAGAGCAGUCGCUCCAAGCCACCGAAGCCGCAGACGAAGACGAAGCCAACCAGCCCUUACCACGUCUCCGAUCACAAAGCCGCGAUCACCGUCGGCGUAAUCAUGGGCGUAUUCCUGGUGUGCUGGGUGCCCUUCUUCUGCGUCAACAUCGUCGCAGCCUACUGCAAGACCUGCAUAUCUCUCCGAGCGUUCCAGGUCCUCACGUGGCUCGGCUACAGUAACUCGGCCUUCAACCCGAUAAUCUACAGCAUCUUCAACACUGAGUUCCGGGAGGCGUUUAAGAGGAUCCUCACGAAAGGGGCGCGCGCGCGUGGCAACCAGCCGUCGACCAGCGAGUGCGGCGAAUUUCGCUCCGUGGUGGUGCAGAAGCGCAAUGGUUCCAUGGUCGAGUGCAACAUCAGUCCGAGAUCGAGCGCGGACAGUUGUCAGGUCGGCGCGAUGGCUCAACGACAUCGCGACACCAUCGUCAGCGCCAUAUAAAUGUCAACGAGCGUCCGAAUCCUCGAUCACCGCAAACAACUUUUUUCCUGGGAUCUCACUCACCGCUUGCCUUCGUCGCGGUCGUAUCAUCCUUAUCACUGGCCAUCUAGUCAAAGAAUUUGCGAUACUAAAUCAACAAACGACGGUAUUGUUCGGCAGAGAAAUAGUACGUGGCGAACGUCAAUUCAAAUAUCUAUGUUACAUUCGAGAUUUCUUAUUGUGCCGUUUCUUAUCUCCUCUGCAAUUAAGCGCAUCGCAUGACAUAUCAAUUGUGAAACGGUUUUAUUUCGACAUUUUACGACUUUGCACCCUUGGUUUGUUAUUUCAAUUCGUUCGAACCCACAAAGAGGGAGAUUAACAUGAAUCACGACUUGUGAUACGUAACAAACGUGAUCGACAACAAAUUUCAUCGCAUCAUAUGUAAAAUCUGCAUAUAAUAUUGCUUGUAUCGGCGAAAGCAGGCAGAGUUUCUAUCGUAUGCUAAAGUGCAUCUAGCUGGACUUUAUCAGCAUCCGCAGAAAAUUAUAAACAGAGAAUUAUAAAAGCCCCUUUGCUUCAAGAAAGACUUGCGACUGCAAUUACGGCAAUAUUGUCUCGCUGUACAGCCGCUCAUAUAAUAUAAAUGUAACUAUGGACGCUGGUAAUACCCAAUCGUGUUACUAUGAAUCUCUCCUCCUCGAAAUGCAAUACGCGAUAGUUAACGCAGUUACACGUAAUGUCAAUGUUCUAGUUAGCUAUCUCAUCGAUACUCUCUUGGCCUGUAAAUUCCCUUAGGCCAAUGCAAAGUGACUCUUGGACUCUUGGUGGGAUUCUAGAGGAGCAAUAUCUUAAAUUGCGGGAGCAAUAAACCGAGACAUUUGCCGAAUAUCGCAGAAAAUAUUUUGUGUCUGCGCCACCACGGUCAUCGUCGCAAAUCUUACGGAUCUCAAGUGAAUAACUGACAAAAAUUUGGAGUGUUGUCUAAAAGAUCUAUCAAAAGUGCGAUUUUCUUUGCAACACAUUCGCACGAACAGUGCACACUUCCUCCAUUGCGAAGGAGUGAAAACUGGUGGUCGACCGCGACAAUUCGCGAAAAAACGUCGCAUCGAUCGCCGUUAAGACAAUCAUCGGAAUGUACUUUGAAGCAUAUCCAGAAAACAUAAUCCAAACCGAAAUCGUAGUGUCUCUUUCCUUUUUAUUGAUUUAUUUCUAUACUUUUUAAACGGUAUGACAAGGCAGGCAAAGAGUGGGAUUUAUCGAUUAAUAGAAGAAUCCGAGUGUAGCGCUUAGAAUACUAAUCUCGUCAAGCAAUCGUAACUCUCUAAUGGAGCGAUGUUGACAGCCGAUCUACGAUGUUAAAAAGCUGUUACUCGAGAUACUGAUGAUACGUUUCUAAAUAGUAACGUCUGUCAAAGUGUGUCAUGAAACAGAAACGUAACUUAAUAGCAAUAGGUCAGCGCGCGACAUGUCGCGCGUGAACUACAGAAUUCAUUUUCACCAUCUUGUAAAUAGCCAUUUAAUUAUUUUUCUAUUUGACGGGGCGCGAAGAGAGAUGAACGAGAGAUGAGAAGGAGGCGCAAGAUCUCGCGAUUUGGACGCGCUCAUCGGGUACACGCGAAAAAAAAACGGUCGUCGGGCACCCGUCGAAUCUAAACUCAAUUCUGCAUCACACAUAUCCGAGCGGAGGGAAGUAGUCGUGACGCCAGUUUGGCGCUCGCGAGGAUCCGUCGAGCUUCCUUGGUACAUCUAUAUCUACGAUACGAGGCGUAUCGCGAUCCGGUGCGAGAGGAGACGAGAGAGAAGUGAGCAUGAAACGUGUACGUUGUUGUAAACUGUAAAAACGGGAUGAUGGAACGACGUAGAACUCUCUAGCCGGCACGAUCCGUGCGCAAUGUUGAUGUAUACUACUGAUAUAUUCGAGAAUCACCGUUCUCUGUAAAUAUAUUAGCUUAAGAACUUCGA